AUGAAAAAAAGAAAUCAGAAAAUAUGUAAAAAUUUUAAACUAUCAUUGAGGUGAUUUAAAUAUUUCCUCUAAAAUUCAAUGUGCGAAAUUUGGAAUAAAUUCUAAGAAAAUUUUUGCAAGUGGAGAUGAUAAAAAUUGUGUUCAAAUUUGGCAAACAGGAGAAUCGAAACCUAUUGCUGUAUUAAAAUGAUAGAAAGCUAGACAUUAAAUUCUUAAAAUAAUUCUAAUUCUUAAGUUGAAGUUGCCAGUAUCUGCUUUAGUUUUUGUGAAGAAGAAAUAUUUUCAGGAUCAAAUAGAGGAAUUAUAAAUGUAUGGGAUGUAGAAAACAAAAGAUGUAUUCGUACAAGUUAAAUAAAGUACUUCAAACACUCAAAGGACAUUCUGCUUGCGUGAAUGCUCUAUGCAUAUAUCCAUCAAAUGAAUUUAAAAAUUUAUUAUUAAGUGGAGCAUAUGAUACAUCAAUUAAAUAAUGGGAUUUGAGAUCUAAAACUGCAGUAAAUUAGUUUAAAGGACAUACUAUGUAAAUCAAUGCAUUAGCUGUUUCACCUGAUUCUAAAUUAUUAGCAUCUGGUUCUAAUGAUGGAUAAGUGAAAAUUUGGGAUAUAGCAUAAGGAAAAUUAAUAACAUCUUUUUUACAGCAUGACAGUGCGAUUACAUGUUUAACAUUUAAUCCAUAAUAAAAAUUAUUAGCUUCUGGAGGUGCAGAUCGUUGUAUUAGAAUUUGGGAUUUAGAUCGACUUAAUUAAGUAAUAGAAUAUACAUAUUACAGAUAUCUAUGACUAGAACAGAUUCUACUCCUAUUUAAAAUAUUCUUAUAAAUGAAAACGGUAAAUUAUUAUUUUCAGCAACACAUGAAUCUUUGAAAGUAUGGGACCUUGAUCAUGAUUGUUAAUUAUUAGAUAAUGUAGAAAGUAUGUGGAAAGGAGUUUAAGAUAUGAUUAUUAUACAAGAUUAAGAGUAAUUGUUUGGAUUAGCUUCCAAUCCUUAAACAGGUUUCACUUUACAUAAUGUUUCUUUAAAAUCCAUCUGUUUGGAUAAUAAAAUUAAUGAAUAAAAAUAAACUGCUAAUAACAAUUCUAAAUAAAGAGGAAGAACUCCUGAUAGAAGACAAGAAAUCUAAACAAUAACACCUAAAGUCUAAGAGUAAGAAAAUAAGUUAAAAAGCAAACCAUCUUAAUAAAUACAAGGACAAAAUUUAAUAGUAAAUUAAAAUAAUUAAUGUGAUAAAUAAAAAUAAAAUGAAAUCACUAAGGAUUAUUAAUCUUGUUAACCAUAACCAAUGUUUCCACCUAUUCAACCUCAAAUUAAUAAUACACCAUUUAUUAAUAAUCCUCAUAGUAAUAAUAAUUAAAAUGGAUAUUUUUUAUAAUAAGUUGAAUAAUAAUAAUAAUAGUAGUAGUAAUAAUUACUAUAUUAAUAUUAAAUUGUUUUACCUAAUUAGUAAAAUUAAUAAUUAAAUUUACAUACUUUAUAACAAUAAAAUUAGGAAUUUUUAGUAAAUAAUUAACAUUAAUAAAAAAAUAAAUAAGAAUUUUAAGCUAUCUAAUAAAUGCCUUAAAUUGUUAAAUAAGUCAAUUUCAUUGAGGAAGAAAACUUUGAAGAGGAUGUAGAUAUCAUGAAAACUAGUGAAUUAACAUUAUCUUAGUUUAUGUUAGGCGAUCAAAAUAAGGAGAAAUUUAAAUAAGUAGAUCUAAUUCAUGAAAUUACUAAAGAUCAUAAUCGAAUUAAUUAAAUAUUAUCAUAAAGAAUGAAAUUUAUGAAACCAAUAAUUUGUUGGUGGACUAAUAAUAAUAUUAAAUCAGCUGUCAAUGCUAUAAAUUAGUAAAAUUAGUUAUAAAUUUAGAGUAACAGAUCCUUAAAAUUUGUAAGAUGUAAUUUCUUUGUGUUCAUAAUAACCUAAGUUUACAUAAAUCCCAAUAGAUAAUUUUCCAAUGUUAUUGGAAAAAGCUAGAUUAUUAAUUGAAUCUAGAUUUGCAUUUCAUAUCAAAACUGGUUUAGAUUUUGCUUAUAAAUCUCUUUGUUAAUUUAGAGAAGUAUGAUUUAAACAAAUUUUAUAGGAAAUACUGAAUAUUAAACUUUUCAAUUAAUUAUCCAAAGCAGAUUUAGCAAGAGAAGAAAGAAUAUAAAAAUAUGAUAGAAUUAUAGAAUAGCUAAAAAUUAUAGCAUAAAUGCCUAAAAUGCAAAAAUUACUUGAAAGAAAUAAAGAUGAGUUAACAGAAAUGGCUAAAAAAUUGUAAUUAGAAGUUUUUGAAAUGAUGAAGAAAAUUAAUCAACAUAUUUGA
Messenger RNA from Paramecium sonneborni, 2282 nucleotides. Lineage: Eukaryota; Ciliophora; Oligohymenophorea; Peniculida; Parameciidae. The record is from the annotation of a GenBank genome assembly.